Messenger RNA from Scomber japonicus (chub mackerel), 1025 nucleotides. Its product is annotated as aminoacyl tRNA synthase complex-interacting multifunctional protein 1-like. Gene Ontology annotation, molecular function: tRNA binding. The record is from RefSeq and is a predicted model, not a curated record. Lineage: Eukaryota; Metazoa; Chordata; Actinopteri; Scombriformes; Scombridae. The transcript is spliced from 7 exons. Bases 57 to 1010 code for a protein of 317 amino acids.
CUGACUCUGAGCUUUCUGUGUCUGACCGACCGACCGACCGACGAACAUCUUCCAACAUGGACAACAUCGACAACCUGUUUCAUCCCAGCCUGGAAGACGCUCUGAUGAAGCUCGACCCAGAAGAUGGCGGGAAGAUCAUGGAGUAUUUUAAAACUCAUGCCCUCCUGUCGAGAGAGAAAGCACUCCUGCAGUCGUCACUCCGAGAUCAGAAGAAGCUGCUGGUGGAAAACGGCAAACUGAAGAAAGACAUCGAGCAGCUGAGAGGCCAGCUUCAGGACAAACAGAGGAGACGCACCGCCAAAGCUUUGUUCGCUCCGGUCCCGCCUCCUUCUACGUCUAGCCCCGCCCCCGGCACACCUGUCAAUCAAACUCCCUCUCCUGCUGGUGCCACAGCUGCGUCUCCUUCCUCCUCCUCCUCCUCUUCGUCACAUGACCGGAGAGACAGACACAGCAGGAGGAGGAGAGGAGAUAAGAAGGCUCGUCCCGACUCUCUCUGCCUCGGGGUCGAGCCCGAGGUCGAUGUGUCACGUUUGGACCUCAGGGUUGGUCGGAUCCUCAGCGUUCGGCGCCACCCGCUGUCCGAAACGCUCUCCGUCCAGGAAGUGGACCUUGGAGAAAACGCUCCGCGCAAGGUCGUCAGUAAGCUGGGAGGAAAAACAGACCUGGAGGAGCUCCAGGGCGGUCUGGCUGUGCUGCUGUGUAACGUUAAGGCCUGUAAACUGAGAGGCGUGGUCUCUCAGGCUCGCCUCAUGUGCUGCUCCGACUCCGACGACCACAUGGAGCUGCUCGCCCCGCCCGCCGGCUCCACCCCCGGAGACAGAGUCACUUUCCUCAACUUCCCCGGUGAGCCGGACAGAGAGCUGCAGGCCAAGCAGAGGGUUUGGGAGCUUCUUCAGGCCGACCUGCAGGUGGACAACAAGGGUGUAGCCAAUUAUAAAGGCUGUGGGUUCGAGGUGAAGGGGAAGGGUCUGUGCAGAGCCCCCUCCCUCACCAACUGCACCAUCAGAUAGAGGCGGCAAAGGGCC